AUGAUAGAAGACAAGUACGUUGGCCUCGCCCUGGCCGUAACCUCCACCCUCGGCAUCGGCGCCUCCUUCGUCAUCACAAAAAAGGGCCUCAACGCCGCCGCCGAGCGCCAUGGCUUCGAAGGAGAUGGCUUCGCAUACCUCAAGAACCCCGUCUGGUGGGCUGGUAUACUGACAAUGGUCGUCGGUGAGAUUUGCAACUUUUCGGCGUACGCGUUUGCGCCGGCGAUUCUCGUCACGCCGCUGGGGGCGUUGUCUGUAUUGAUUGGAGCGGUGUUGGGGAGUUACUUUCUGGGGGAGAAGCUGGGCAUUUUGGGGCGGGUCGGGUGUGCGAUUUGUUUGUUGGGGAGUGUGGUGAUUGUGUUGCAUGCGCCGCCUGACAAGGAAUUGGAGAAUAUUGAUGAGUUGUUGCAUUAUGCUAUGCAGCUUGGAUUUCUGACCUACUGUACGAUUGUUACAAUCUUUGCGAUUGUCAUGAUUUACAAGAUCGCGCCGGUUUAUGGGAAGAAGAACCCGAUGAUAUACCUCAGCAUCUGCUCGAGUGUCGGCUCGAUUUCGAUUAUGGCGAUCAAGGGAUUUGGUAUUGCGGUCAAGCUUACGCUGGGAGGGAAUAACCAGUUCAGCCAUCCUUCGACGUAUGUCUUUGCGACUGUGGUGGUAGUCUGCAUCAUGACACAGAUGAACUAUUUCAACAAGGCGUUGAGUCAGUUCAACACGAAUAUUGUCAACCCACUUUACUUCGUUCUAUUCACGACCUGCACACUCAUCGCCUCCUUCAUCCUCUUCCGCGGCUUCAACACCUCCGACCCGGUCAACACCAUCUCCCUCCUCUGCGGCUUCCUCACGAUCUUCUCCGGCGUCUACCUUCUCAAUCUUGCCCGUGAAGACCCCGAUGGCGAGAACCUGGGCAUCAGAGAUCGCCGAGGUGAAUAUCACGAAGUCGAUGGCAUCCCAACGGAUGGCCUUACAGGUCUCCAGACGAGGCUGAGCAUGCAGGCGAGGAGAAGCGAAGAUGGUGGGCACCACAGAAGGAGCAGUAGUUGGAGUCUACGAAGUCCAAGCGGGACAAGGAGACAGCAAGGGUUUGGAAGAGAAGGAGAGCAGCUGAUACAUAACUACGACCUGGAAGCGAAUUUCUUAGGCGAAUUGGCCGAGGACAGCGACGAGGACACUUCGCAGUCGAAUCAAAAACGAACCAGCUUCGACGACGCAAACGGGAGGAGGGUCGUGAUGAACGGCAAUAGCGAGAGCAAUUCCUUCAACGCGCCCAGAAGGACAGGCACAGUCGGGUCGGAAAGCGUGAGAGCUAGCGCGAAAAGCUUCGAUAAGACUCGACGGUGA
This is a messenger RNA of Fulvia fulva, 1338 nucleotides long. RefSeq names its product putative magnesium transporter NIPA4. The record is from RefSeq and is a predicted model, not a curated record. Lineage: Eukaryota; Fungi; Ascomycota; Dothideomycetes; Mycosphaerellales; Mycosphaerellaceae. Gene Ontology annotation, cellular component: membrane. The transcript is spliced from 3 exons. Gene Ontology annotation, molecular function: magnesium ion transmembrane transporter activity. Bases 1 to 1338 code for a protein of 445 amino acids. Gene Ontology annotation, biological process: magnesium ion transport.